AUGUCUCUUCGUGUGUUGGCCCUUUUGGGCCUUGCGAGCUUGGCUGCCGCCGCUCCAAACAUGAAACCUUCUGCCAGCACUGUCAACAAGCGUUAUGUCGAGGAGCGUAAUGGAGUCACGUACAAUGUCUUCAAGCGCGCCGGGGAAGCGUCGUCUCUUUCCUACGUCAAGAACAGCGGUAUUUGUGAAACUACUCCAGGAGUUGAUCAAUACUCUGGCUAUCUGGAUGUUGGAACGGACAUGCACAUGUGGUACUGGUUCUUCGCGGCGCGCAGCCAGCCCACGACCGCUCCCCUGGUUCUCUGGCUAAAUGGUGGACCUGGCUGCUCGUCGAUGAUCGGGCUGUUCCAAGAACACGGGCCCUGCCAUUUCGUCGAUGGAAGCAGCAAGCCGAGCCUGAACCAGUACUCUUGGAACAACGUCGCCAACAUGCUCUACGUUGACCAGCCAAUCGGAACUGGCUUCAGCUACGGCGACGACGAAGCGACGUCUACCGUCAGCGCCGCCGCGUACGUCUGGACGUUCCUCCAGAACUUCUACGCGGCAUUCCCCGAGUAUGAGAACCGGGACUUCGGUCUUUGGACCGAGUCCUACGGCGGCCACUACGGUCCCGAGUUUGCUGCCUAUUUCGAGGCUCAGAAUGCUAAGAUCGCUGCCGGAACCAUUACUGGCGAGAAGGUCAACUUGGUCGCGUUGGGCAUCAACAACGGGUGGAUAGACCCUGUGCUUCAGUAUCAGGCAUACCCAAUCUUUGCCUAUAACAACACGUACAAGCAGCUCAUCUCUCGGAGUCAGUACCAGAGUUAUAUGAGCGCUUACACCAAAAAAUGUGUACCGGCAAUGGCAUCUUGCACGGGUCUGACCGGUAACAACAACGCAUGCCUGAGUGGAGACAGCACCUGCCGCUCUGCUGUCGAGUCGCCGAUCGAGAACGCCAACGACUUCAACGUCUACGACGUGCUCGAGCCCAGCAGCUCCCAGUCCACCGACCCACCGGAGACGUACGUCGACUAUCUCCAGAGCCAGUCUGUCAUGACCGCCAUUGGGGCCCAGACGACCUACGGCGAAUGCCCUGAUACACCUUACAACAAGAUGGUCGGCAGCGGCGACGAAGCCCGAUCAUUCCUCGAACCCUUGUCGGAAGUCGUUCGUUCAGGUGUCAAUGUCUUGGUCUGGGCUGGUGAUCUGGAUUGGAUCUGCAACUGGUUCGGAUCUCAACUGGUGGUGAACUCUAUCAACUACACCGACAGCGCCGCCUUCCGGUCUGCUAAGCUUGCCGAGUACACUGUGAGCGGCAAGUCGCACGGCCAGUUCAAGACCGCUGGUAACCUGAACUUCCUCCGUGUUUACGAGGCCGGACACGAGGUGCCUUACUAUCAACCCGCCGCGGCACUUCAAGCAUUCACGCAGAUCAUGCAGGGCAAAGCGCUUUCGUCAACUUAA
Molecule: messenger RNA, 1443 nt
Organism: Diaporthe citri
Lineage: Eukaryota; Fungi; Ascomycota; Sordariomycetes; Diaporthales; Diaporthaceae
Exons: 8
Coding region: 1-1443 (480 amino acids)
Biological process (GO): proteolysis
Cellular component (GO): fungal-type vacuole
Molecular function (GO): serine-type carboxypeptidase activity
Source: RefSeq, a predicted model, not a curated record